AUGGGAGAGAAGGGAAGGGCUCGCUGGACGGGGGCCCCGGCCAUCGUCCCUCACGAGGCGGCGGUCGAGCAUUAUCUCCAGCCACCCGUUUUUCAAACUGGCGGCACCAAGAGACUGCCGGCUGUGGACCGAAAAGCGUUGACCGGGUAUCUUGUCGUAGGUUUCCCUACGGCUCGUUUGGAAGCCGUUGAGGUCGGAGUAGAAGAUUCUUCCAUUGUCGAGAUCGGUUUUGUACCGGACAAUGAUUUCUCGGUCGUCAAAUUGAUGGCCGACGAGCUCGACGUGAUACUCUUUCUCGAUUAUGAAUUCUUGUAUCGAGCUCUCGUAGUUGUAUACGCGUGUGCUGUGGGAGAUUGGAGAUUUUUUGUCGUCCCAGGCUGUUUUCGGGUAGGCCCCGCUCUCGGUGCUGGAGUACAUGGCUAUUUCCUCACCGACGAUAUUCAUGUGUUUGCCAUUGUCACGGGUGAUUUUCUGCAGCAGGCCGUGAGUGACGCUAAAUGUGAGUAUAUGAUGCUGAUUGUUAAUCUCGACAGUGUCGCUUUCCAAAUUCGUGCAGGAAUAAUGGACGGGACAAGUAAGCUUCUUGGAAGGCGUGAAAAGUCUGAGAUUCGCGGGUUUGGCUUUCUCACAUCCGGCAAACCCAUUGGCAAUGUAAAAAGUCUGCAAACCCAUAGCAGGAACAGAUGA
This is a messenger RNA of Striga asiatica, 687 nucleotides long. NCBI's taxonomy places the organism in Eukaryota, Viridiplantae, Streptophyta, Magnoliopsida, Lamiales, Orobanchaceae. The record is from the annotation of a GenBank genome assembly.